Dimorphilus gyrociliatus is the source of this 952-nucleotide messenger RNA. The record is from the annotation of a GenBank genome assembly. NCBI's taxonomy places the organism in Eukaryota, Metazoa, Annelida, Polychaeta, Dinophilidae.
AUGUUCUAGUUCCGGUUCUGUGGAGGCGUCGAAGCAGAAAAGUUAAAAACAGUAAAAUUUAUUCUACUAGUUAAACACCGAACAGAUCCGCUAAUUAAAAUAUAGUAAUAUAAAAAUAAUUGAAUUGAUAUCUAAUUUGUAAUAAUUGAUGUUGAUGUUAAUGUUGAAUAUAGAUAAAAACAAACUAAUCAUAAUUUGUUUAUUUACAUAUACGUAGCUUCCGUACUAAGAACGAAAUACCUGUCAUAAGGCUCUGAUCCAGGAUCAAGGAAAGGUACUUUCGGACACGAUAAGGAUUUGUGAAGCAGAUAUGUCAUCCAAAAGCUCAGCGAACAAAAGUCGCAUAUUAAAGAUUGUUUUGGUUGGUGACGGUGGUGUUGGAAAGAGUUCAUUAAUAACAAGAUAUGUCAAGAAUGAAUUUAAUGUAAAUUGUUUUCACACCAUUGGAGUAGAAUUUCUAAAAAAAGAUGUAUCAUAUCAAGGAGUCACAUACGCCCUGCAGAUAUGGGACACAGCAGGUCAGGAGCUUUUCAAGAGCUUACGAACACCCUUUUACAGAGGAUCGGAUGCUUGUUUUCUGACUUAUUCGGUUGACGACGAAAAUUCAUUUAAAAACUUACAAACUUGGAAAGAGGAAUUCUUGCAGUAUGCUAAAAUCGGCGAGGAUCAAUCUUUUCCAUUUGUCGUACUAGGAAAUAAAGUUGACAUUGACCCUUAUGAACGUAAAGUUGACCUGCAGACAGCCGUAGAUUACUGUGAUAAACAAAGAAUACUGCACUUUGAAACAAGUGCUAAAAGUUCAGCUAACGUUGAAGCAGCAUUCAUGAAAAUUGUCCAAACCAUUGCCGAAUUUGAUAGGUCUAAUUAUUUGUCAAGUAAUACAAUGAAAACUAGUACAAUUAACUUACAGAAAAUGGAGAAAAAAAGUGACAGUGAAAGAGCCUGUUGUUAG